AUGGCGCGAGGUGACGGCCAGGAGCUCGACAUCACCGUCCCCGUCGACGACCCAAAGAAGUCCGACCAGGAAAAGGCAAAGGAAGAGCAGCGCGAGGAAGCAGCACGUAAAGGCCUGCCCCCCUUCUCCGAAAAGCGUGCCAAUGCCAAGGACAAGCCCGAUGACGAGCUCAGCGAAGACGACCUCCAGCUCAAAAACGAGCUCGAGAUGCUCGUAGAGCGUCUCAAGGAGGACGACGCCUCCCUCUACCGUCCCGCUCUCGAGUCCCUCCGCACCCUCAUCCGCACAAGCACCUCCUCCAUGACCUCGGUCCCCAAACCCCUCAAGUUCCUCCGUCCACACUACCCAGAGCUCAAGACGCUCUACAACGCUUGGAAUCACGCCUCCGACGACAAGAGCCUCUUUGCAGAGAUCCUCUCCGUCCUCGCAAUGACCUACUCGGACAACGGACAGCGCGAAACCCUCCACUUCCGCCUCGAGGCGAAUCACGUCGCCGCCUCGGGCAAGUCCGAAGACCCAGGUCUGUGGGGUCACGAAUACAUGCGCCAUCUCGCCGCUGAGCUCGGCGAAGAGUACACCGCCCGCUCCCACGAGGACAAGAACACCGACGAGCUGCUCGACCUCGCCCUCCAGGUCGUCCCCUUCAGCCUCUCCCACAACGCAGAGGCAGACGCCGUCGACCUCUUGCUCGAGCUCGAGGCCAUCGACAAGCUGCCCCAGUUCGUCGACAAGGACACCUAUGCACGCGUAUGCCUCUACAUGGUCAGCUGCGUCAACCUCCUCGUGCCCCCCGACGACGCCAUGUUCCUCCGCACCGCCCACGAGAUCUACCGCAAGCACGACCGCUUCACCGAGGCCAUGACCCUCGCACUCCGCCUCGGCGACAAGCACCUCAUCCGCUCCGACUUUGAGGCGCCCAAGAAUCCCACCAUGCGCAAGCAGCUCGCCUUUAUGCUCGCACGCCAGCACAUCCCCAUCGAGUGGCUCCAGGACGAAGACGCGCCCAUCACCGACAACGAACUGCUCGACAUCAUGUACAACUCGCACCUCUCGCGCCACUUUGUCAACUUUGGCAAGGAGCUCAACGUCGUCGAGCCAAAGAGCCUCGAAGACAUCUACAAGACCCACCUCGAAAACUCGCGCACCGGCCUCGGCUCCUCGGUCGACUCGGCGCGCGGCAACCUCGCCAGCACCUUUGUCAACGCCUUUGUCAACGCCGGCUUCGGCAACGACAAGCUCAUGGUCGACGCGCCCGAGGGCAACUCGUGGAUCUACAAGAACAAGGACCACGGCAUGCUCUCCGCCGCCGCCUCGCUCGGCAUGAGCUUGCUGUGGAACACAGAGACCGGCCUCGACCAGAUCGACAAGUACUCCUACUCGUCCGAAGAGGCCAUCAAGGCCGGCGCACUCCUCGCCUACGGCAUCGUCCACUCCGGUCUUCGCUCGGAGCUCGACGAGGCCCUUGCGCUGCUCUCGGAGCACAUCGAGUCCAAGAGCAUCCCGCUCAAGAUCUCGGCCAUCGUCGGUCUCGGCCUCGCCUACGCCGGCCUCUGCCGCGAGGACAUCGCCGCACUGCUGCUGCCCAACAUCCAGGACGAGACGACGCCCAUGGAGGUCGCCGCCAUGUCGGCGCUCUCGCUCGGCUUCGUCUUUGCCGGCAGCUGCCACGGCGAAAUCACGCCCACCAUCCUCCAGAGCAUGUUCGAACGCGACCCGGCGCAGCUCGACGACAAGUGGUCGCGCUUCAUGAUCCUCGGCCUCGCGCUCCUCUUCCUCGGCAAGCAGGACGAGAGCGACGCCACGAUCGAGACGCUCAAGGCCAUCGACCAUCCCAUCAGCAAGCAGGCGCAGGUGCUCGUCGACAUGUGCUCCUACGCCGGCACCGGCAAUGUGCUCAAGGUCCAGACCAUGCUCCACUACUGCACCGAGCGCUCCACACCAGACGCCAACGGCAGCGACGAUGCCGAGGGCGGCGACAACAACGACAAUAGCGCCAGCGGUGGCGGCGAUGCUGACGCCGAUUCGGGCGAUGCCAGUCAGGACAAGGAGGCCAACGAGCUCUUCCAGGCGUUUGCCGUGAUCGGUAUUGCGCUCGUCACGAUGGGCGAGGAGGUGGGUGCCGAGAUGGCGUUGCGUCACCUCUCGCACCUCAUGCACUAUGGCGAGCCUACGAUCCGUCGGGCGGUGCCGCUUGCCUUGGCACUGUUGCAUCCGUCGGAUCCGUCGAUGCCCGUCAUCGAUACGCUCUCCAAGUACUCGCACGACUCGGAUCUGGAUGUGGCGAUCAACGCCAUUCUUGCCAUGGGUCUCGUGGGUGCUGGAUCGAACAAUGCGAGGUUGGGUCAGAUGCUGAGGCAGCUGGCGGGAUACUACUACAAGGAACCCGACUGUCUGUUUAUGGUGCGCGUAUCGCAGGGGCUCGUGCAUAUGGGCAAGGGUACGAUCGGCAUCAAUCCGUACCAUACCGAUCGUCAGCUCAUGUCAAGGACCGCCGUCGCGGGCAUCUUGACCUUGCUUACGUCCAUGACCGAUGCGCGCGGGUUCGUGCUGGAUCAGGCUCAUUGGAUGCUGUAUAUGCUCACGCCCGCCAUGUACCCGCGCUUCCUCAUCACGCUCGACGAAAAGCUAGAGGCCCUCCCAACCUCGGUCCGCGUCGGAAAGGCCGUCGAUGUCGUAGGCCAGGCCGGUAAGCCCCGCACGAUCAGUGGAUUCCAAACACAUACGACCCCCGUCCGCGUCGGAACGUACGAGCGCGCCGAACUCGGAUCAGAGGAGUACCUCAGCUACGCCCACGUGCUCGAAGGCUUCUCCAUCCUCCUCAAGAACCCCGGCUACGUCAAGGAGGAAGACCUCUGA
Molecule: messenger RNA, 2856 nt
Organism: Moesziomyces antarcticus
Lineage: Eukaryota; Fungi; Basidiomycota; Ustilaginomycetes; Ustilaginales; Ustilaginaceae
Product: 26S proteasome regulatory complex non-ATPase subcomplex Rpn1 subunit
Exons: 1
Coding region: 1-2856 (951 amino acids)
Biological process (GO): regulation of protein catabolic process; proteasome-mediated ubiquitin-dependent protein catabolic process
Cellular component (GO): proteasome storage granule; nucleus; proteasome complex
Molecular function (GO): enzyme regulator activity
Source: RefSeq, a predicted model, not a curated record